AACCCCUGGAGCUGGGCGCUCGGGAGGUAUUGUCCGUCACCCUGAGGCUUUGUAACGUCGUCGUUUCUCACCUGGCCCGCGGGCGCGUCCUGGCCGCUGCAGCCCGGGCCGGGGUGCCGGCCGCCGCCGCCGCCGCCGCCAUGGUGUCCCCGGUCACUGUGGUGAAGAGUGAAGGACCCAAAUUGGUGCCCUUCUUCAAGGCCACCUGCGUGUAUUUUGUGCUCUGGCUGCCCUCGUCCAGCCCGUCGUGGGUCAGUGCCCUCAUCAAGUGCCUGCCUAUCUUCUGCCUCUUGCUCUUCCUUCUGGCCCAUGGCCUAGGAUUCCUGCUGGCCCACCCCAGUGCCACUCGCAUCUUUGUGGGGCUUGUCUUCUCUGCUCUAGGUGAUGCCUUCCUCAUCUGGCAGGACCAAGGAUUCUUUGCACACGGUCUGCUGAUGUUUGGUGUGGCCCACAUGCUCUACGCCUCAGCCUUUGGCAUGCGACCAUUGGCUCUUCGGACAGGUCUGGUGAUGGCAGUGCUAUCGGGCCUGUGCUAUGCCCUCCUCUACCCGUGCCUCUCAGGUGCCUUCACCUACCUGGUGGGGGUCUACGUGGCCCUUAUCGGCUUCAUGGGCUGGCGAGCUAUGGCAGGGCUGCAGCUGGUCGGGGCAGCCUGGCGCUGGACUGAGCUGGCGGCUGGCGGUGGCGCAGUGUUCUUUAUCAUCUCAGACCUGACCAUCGCUCUCAACAAGUUCUGCUUUCCUGUGCCCUACUCACGGGCACUCAUCAUGUCCACCUACUACGCCGCCCAGAUGCUCAUCGCCCUGUCAGCUGUCGAGAGCCGGGAUCCUGUGGAGGACUAUAGACUGAGCAAGGCCAACUGAGGUGCCAGGGUCUGGUCACCUCUCUCCUCCUGGGGCUGGGGUCCAGACCCUGGGAACCUGCAGGAGCUGGAUCAGGAUGGCUGCAGUGCCAGCCUGGGGCAGCAGGUACUAUGUGGGGAAUUCACAAGUUUGAGGGGGUAAGAAGGAAAAGGAUCUCCCUAGCAAAGCUAGCAGUCCAGGACGAUGCUGACAGCUAAAAGAGCCAGCCUAACCCCUCGCUGGAGCCAGAAGUAGACAUCUCCCCACCUCUACCCAAUCAGGACUGUCAAAGCCCCCCUGGAGGGUGAUGGUGCUCAGCUUCUUGACCCCACUUUCCCUAGUAGGUGGAAGAAUCUGACUCUCUCUCUAGUCAGAUGCCUAGUACCAAUGGCAAUGGUGGGCUCACCCACCCUCACCUUUUCUGAUCUAGAAUUUGAAGGAAAGAGGGGAGAAAUCUGUACUGAGAAGGCCCAGCCCUAGGCCCUUUCACAGGCCUCCAGUUGGGAAAAUUGGAUGAGAGUAGAGUCUCCCUUUCCCUCUUCUAUCCUUGUUACUUGAACAAUCUCAAUCUCUAAGUGGUGGGUGGGAAGGUGAAGGGGUGUCUCUCCAGGUGAGGCAGGAGUGGGAGCUUCUUUGGUCUGGAGCUUGGGGUACAAAGGAUUCCAGUUGGCCCCAUCUCUCUCGUAGGCCAGCCCAAAACUCAGGCCCCAUACCACCAUCCUCAGCCCCUGUCCCCAGGGCUAGGGUGAACCAUGCCAAAGGAAGGGGCAAGCCUGUGUCUGUCUGUGUGUCUCUUGUGUGUUUGUGUGUGUAUAGUCUGUCUCUCAGCCUGCUUAUGUCUUUCUCUGCCGUAUGUCUCUGUCCUGCUGUCUGUCAAGGUCUCAUAGGGAGAGGGCCUCAGGGAGCUGCUGAGGGGGUGCUGAGCCUGGCUUAGAGAGCUGGGACCCUUCCCCCGCAACACACACACUCUCAAUGCUUUCCUCCCUUCCCCUCCUGCAGUAGGAGCAAGAGGAGGGGGUUCCAAUGACACUCUGGGUUUAUAAGACCCAAGGCACAUUCAAUGCAAGGCGUGCAAGGAUGGGACAACUCCAUCCUCUACUGCCCAUGUAAAAAAAAAUAAAAUAAAAAUCAAGGGCCAUUGGCUACCCCGCU
Molecule: messenger RNA, 1994 nt
Organism: Lemur catta (Ring-tailed lemur)
Lineage: Eukaryota; Metazoa; Chordata; Mammalia; Primates; Lemuridae
Gene: TMEM86A
Product: transmembrane protein 86A
Exons: 3
Coding region: 141-863 (240 amino acids)
Cellular component (GO): membrane
Source: RefSeq, a predicted model, not a curated record